AUGCUCAAAAGGAGGCGUACGGAUGAGCGAUUACUGGACAACGUCUUAGACGAUAUUUAUCGGAACGAAGAUGAGUUCAUCGUAAACGACAGACGGUCAUCCUCUUCGUCGCAUAGGAUAGCACCGUAUAAAGCGGCAAUUAUAAGGGUAUGUCAACUUCAACUGAAGAUCUGUUCGAAAAUGAUGGAAUUGCGAUCUUCAUCGAACUCGAGCAACGAAGAACCGUCCACUUUAAAACGAAUCGCUAGACGUUCCAUACUGCGUCAUUCGCUGCGUAAUCGUGCUGGUAAGAUCAGCUUCCUGCAGAAUGACGAUAAUGUCAACGACGGAAGUGCUUUCAAUAUCCGUGAAGUGUUACCGGGCGAGUUGAUCGACUACUUAAAUGAUGGAGUUCAAGAGGAAUAA
Anisakis simplex (herring worm) is the source of this 405-nucleotide messenger RNA. The record is from the annotation of a GenBank genome assembly. NCBI's taxonomy places the organism in Eukaryota, Metazoa, Nematoda, Chromadorea, Rhabditida, Anisakidae.